Messenger RNA from Bipolaris sorokiniana ND90Pr, 449 nucleotides. RefSeq lists its product as uncharacterized. Bases 118 to 360 code for a protein of 80 amino acids. The record is from RefSeq and is a predicted model, not a curated record. Lineage: Eukaryota; Fungi; Ascomycota; Dothideomycetes; Pleosporales; Pleosporaceae. The transcript has a single exon.
UUGUUUUUGUCCUUUUUCGUUUUACAAAACCGAGCGAGCGCAUCAUGACAUGCACCUGUUUCUUUUUUUUCUCUAUCUUAUCUCACUAGACCAUUCGGCGGCGACGCAAAAAGACUAAUGUUUGCUUAUUUCAACCUCGCUUAUCGGUUCUUGUAUAUUUUUUCCUUCUUCCUCCCUUUUCCUAUUCUUAGAUCUUGCGUUCGUGUCGCGAGUAUUUAUUAUUGUUCUUUCUUUGUGGUUGUACCUCCGAUACCCAAACUUGCAUAUCUGCUGCUGCUACUGCCGACUGUCGCUUUUGUAGAUCUGCGCAUGUCUCUUUCUUUUUCUACCCCCUUUUUUAUCUGUUUACCCUGUGUGUAAACUUGGCUUCAUGUAAUAGACUCUAUGGCAUACGUCUUCCUGUCAUUAGCAUUCAUUCCAAGUCAUGUAUCCGGGACAGAAUUCAUACU